UUUCAGCGCUGCUCGCUGUACUGGCUGCAUGCCGCCCGGGGUCAAUGACACCAGUCUCGUACCCAUCUCAGCGCGUGCACACAUGUUUCCUUCUCCCGUCUUCAUCUUUCUCUUCCGAGUCCUCUCUCUCUCCCACUCUCCGUAAGCCCCGGUCGCCGCGGGUUCGGGUCCUCCGCUCGAUUCCCGAUUUUUCGUGUCCUUUCUUUCCCGGGCUUUCCUCGGAAAUUCGCGCCAGUGCCCGUGGUCGUCCCUCACGCUCAGCUAGCCCUUUCCCGCUUUUCCGCCUUCUCGCUUUUCCGCCCGGUGGCGGCUUUACCGCUUUAUUGGUCCCUCGGCCUCAGCUCGGUUCGGUUCGGUGUCCUCAGUGUACUACCCUGUCGUGACUCAUCAAUUCCUUCUAUCAAGGGCAACCAGGAGUUCCGAGAGAGAGAAGUUGCGUGGAGAUGGACAAGCUGGAUAGCGGCAUGAGCUCGGUUCUUGGAUCUCGCACACAUCCCCGUCUCGGGUGAAAACUUUCGAUUUCACCGAUCGACCGGCCCGAUCCGGAUCCAGCGAGGAUUAGCGCGAGGACAUGCUCUUGAAAAAGAGGAAGAAAAAAAGAAUGCUGGUUUUCAUUCACUUGGAUAUAUCCUACUUCGAGUGAUUGUGUCGCAAUUUCGUUGUCGCGAAACAAUCGGUGUUUAUCGUCGGCGAGUCUGAUUACUCACCGGGACCGACCGGGCGCCGACCUGAGGCUCGGCGAACGACUUCCCAAGAACCAAGCUCGCGAAUUUGCAAACAUGACCGUUUCGACGGCCCGCCUCGCCUCCUUUUUCAUGUACUUAAAAAUCAGUGAGCAUUUUCAUUCAAGAAUUUAUCUACCGAUUUAAUACUUACCCGUUGUUGUGAAGUUGAAAAGUGAUUUUUUUUCCUGUUCCCCCAGUUCGACGUGUGGUUUGUUAACAUGUGACCUCCAACGCAAAAUUUUGAUACCUCUGAUUUUUUUAAAUUUUAUUUUUUCUUCUUCCCUUUUCUGUUUUUUUUUCUUCGGUUGUGCCUUUCGAAAUUGUCCACGUGCGCCGUUUUUCAAAAUGUGAAUUCCUUAUAAUUUUGCCGCAUUUUUUUUUUGUUUGUCUCUAUCUCCGUUUUUCUGAGUUUAUUGACACGUAUUGGCGUUUUACUUAUUUCAUCGACGCGAGUUUCCUUUUCGGUCCGGUUGCACGGCAUCGUGAUUCCUUGCGUGUUUCGCCCAGAGCCGAGGAGAGAUCGGCGUUCGGUCCGGAAAUUUGGCAACGUCUCAAGUCGUGCGCUGUGAACCUAACCUAACACCGACUGCAGCGGCCGAAUAAGGGAGCCUCUAGCAAAAUGAAUUAUGACCCUGACAAGACCCCCAUGUGACUUAAAUACCAUGAGCCUUUUUCAAGACCUCAAGUUGAAGCGACGCAAAUUAGAUUCUCGGUGCAGUAGCGACGGAGAAAGCGUAGCCGACACUAGCACGUCCUCUCCUGACGUCGUGGGGCCUGGCUCACCCUGCGUCAAAAUGGAAAUUGUCAGGGCAUCACCAAGUCCUGGCACCAUUCGUGACAGGACGGCGUCCCCGGACUCAGUUCUACCGGAACUCCCGUCGCCGGUCGAAGAGGAGCGGACGGUGAAAUCCAUGUGCAUCAAAGAAGAAAGGAUAAGCGAUAGUCAUUUAGAAAGGUGCCUGAAAGUAAAGCAAGAGAUCAACAACAGCGUCUUCGACGGAGGCGGAGACAGGCAACGAGCUUCCCCUCAACAGACACUCCUGCUCAUCCAACACCACCACUCGCACCUCCAACCCCAGCAACAGCUGCAACAGAACCAUCGGCAAAACCAACAACAAAACCAACAUCAGCAGCUGCAGCCAAGUCCCCAGCAACAGCAGCAACAGCAACAACAGCAGCAGCAAAAUCAUCAUCAACAACAGCAACCUACGCAGCAGCAGCAGCAACAAGCACCCCCGCCGCAAGCGCAACAGCAGCAGCGGGAAUCGGUCGUGACGCCGAACUCGUGGGCGUUGGUGGCGCAGCAGGGUGUGGUGGUCUCAACGAUGGCCAACAACAGGCUCAGCGGAGAGAGGUGCGAGGCGGCGAAAGAGCAGCUGAGCUUCGAGAGCAGGGUGGCGACCCCGAUCCAGAGGCGGGAGUCGGUGCUCACCUCGAGCGCGAGCCCCUCGUCGCUCUCGCCGAGCACGACGUUCUGGGUCUCGACGGUGGCGCCCGGGACGAGGGUGAGUUCGCCGAUGGUGAGCUCGCCGAUGGUGAGCCCGGUGACGACCCCGAUCGCCCCGAGCGGCGGCCGCAUCAACGGCGUCCGCCCGGAGCUCAUCGGCGGCGCCAACUACUGUGAUCAGAUGAAGCCCCCGCUCUCCUCGCCUCAACUCAAGCCGGUCACCACCAGCGUCCGCACAACGCCCACCGUCAUCAUGGGAGAGGCCGGCGGCGUGAGGACCAUGGUCUGGUCCCAGCCCAACGAGUCCAACCAGCAGCAGCAACAACAGCAGCAGCAGCAAUCGCAGCAGCAGCAGCAGCAACAACAACAGCAGCAGCAGCUCCACUCGCCGCAGCAAUUGAUGGUGGCGGCGUCGACGUCGUGCUCGUGGUCGCCGUCGGCCUCGCAGUCGCCGCUCUCGACGGGGACGAUGGGGAACAGCGAGGAGUCGGCGGCCCAGCUCCUGCUCAACCUGGGGCAGGAGCAGCAGCAGCUCAGCCUCCGCCCGUACUCGGUGUUCCCGGCGCCGCUCAACAUGGAGAAGCUCUGGGCGGGAGAUCUCUCUCAAUUGCCCGCCUCGCAACAGAUCCAGGCGCUGAACCUGAGCUCCUACGGGGCCGGGCCGCCGAGCUCCUGCUGGCCGGUGCCCUACAUCAAGGCCAACGGCGACGCCCACGCGGCCGGGCACGCCCUCAACCCGGGCCCCGUCGUCCAGAAGAUCCACGAGGAGACCGAGGAGGACGAGCAGCCCAUGAUCUGCAUGAUCUGCGAGGACAAGGCCACCGGACUCCACUACGGCAUCAUCACUUGCGAAGGGUGCAAAGGCUUUUUCAAGAGGACCGUGCAGAAUAGGAGAGUCUAUACUUGCGUUGCAGAUGGCAUCUGUGAAAUCACCAAGGCCCAAAGAAACCGAUGUCAAUAUUGUCGCUUCAAGAAAUGUAUAGAGCAAGGAAUGGUAUUACAAGCUGUUCGAGAGGAUAGAAUGCCUGGAGGUCGGAAUUCUGGAGCUGUUUACAAUUUGUACAAGGUUAAGUAUAAAAAGCAUAAGAAGAAUACAAGAAAUGGGCAGUUAAAACUUGAGGGUAAGCCAAACAAAGGACCAGAGCCAACCAUUCCUGCGCAUCUUGUCAAUGGCACAAUUCUUAAAACUGCACUAACUAAUCCGAGUGAGGUCGUUCACUUGCGGCAAAGGUUGGAUAAUACUGUCAGCUCGUCGCGUGAUCGAAACUUAACACUCGAUGCCACCCUGUCAAUGAUACAGGGCUUAGUAGACUGUGAUGAAUUUCAAGAUAUAGCAACUCUUCAAAAUCUGGAUGAUCUUCUGGAGCAUAAAUCAGAUUUAUCUGAUAAACUAAUGAAAAUAGGAGAUUCAAUUGUUUAUAAAUUAGUUCAAUGGACGAAACGGCUUCCUUUUUACUUAGAAUUACCUGUAGAAGUACAUACGAAAUUACUAACUCAUAAGUGGCAUGAGCUACUCGUACUGACAACAUCUGCAUAUCAAGCAAUUCACGGAGCUCACAAACUCGGUUCCACUAGCACUGAUGGCACUGAAGCGGAUUUCACGCAACAAGUAUCAAAUAAUUUAUGCACACUACAAACGUGUCUGACAUCAAUGAUGGGGCGACCCAUUACGAUGGACCAGCUCAGGCAAGAUGUUGGACUGAUGGUCGAAAAAAUCACACAUGUUACCCUUAUGUUCCGCCGCAUCAAACUACGUAUGGAAGAAUAUGUCUGUUUGAAAGUCAUAAUAAUGCUCAAUCCUUCUAAUCGAGCAGGAACUAGUGAAUUAGAAUCAAUACUAGAAAGAUAUAUGAGUUGUUUGAAGACUUAUGUAGAAAAUACAGCUCCUCAGCAGCCUAAUCGUUUUCACGAUUUGUUAGUACGUCUCCCUGAGGUGCAGUCUGCAGCCUCGUUAUUGUUAGACAGUAAAAUGUUUUAUGUACCAUUUUUGUUAAAUUCUACCAUUCAAAGGUAGUAGGUAGUGAAUCACGGAAUUGUUUAAAGUCUGUAUAAUUUGUACAUUUCAUAAAAUUUUAGCAAAUUACUACCAUUUGUCUUGUGAGCAUUUGAAUUUUCCAAGAAGAAAAAGAAGAAGUAAAAAUAUACCUUUUAUUCUUUCCGCCUGUCUCAUAAGAAAUCAAUUUAUCCUGCCAAAGUGAAAUUUCAGCCGUCGGGCUGAAAACAUUUUAGUUAUAAAUUUAAUUUAAGUUCAAGCUUAACAUAUGUAUGAGAUAACUACCAUUUUUGUGUUGCCGUUGAUCUAGUUACCAUUAUUUAUUUUGUAAGAAACUAUCUCAGUAAAGUUUAUUUAGUUUUCCAAGGUUUACCUGCCUCUGGGCCGACUGUUUUUAUAACUGACGAAUUUAAAUUGUAGCUAUAUAAGCGGCAUGCAAUUGAAAUCCAAUGUUCCCCAUUCCGCCAUUUUUACCUCAAAAUUUUCGAUCUAAACUCUUUUUCAAACUUCAUCUCUCAACUUUUCUCCAAGUACCUAAUAGUAUCAUUACCUUUCCAACGUUGAGUCUAUUAAAUAAACUUGAUGAUAUACCUUCUAUAUUAGAAGUUCUUCUCACUUUAAUUUUUUCUGUGAAAAAUAUUAUUUAGAGUGUAAAUAAAACUCUUAAAAUCAACUUUAAUUUUAACUCGUUAACCGUACGAAUAGUAGAUUGUAAUAAUAUGAUAACGAUUGUGAAAAAAAUCAUUACACUUAAACAUCUACUUUUGCGCUUAGAUUUUAUUUCUUUACAGAAAUUUGCUUUACAAUUAAGUCGGUCAAAUAAAAUAAAAUAGCUUUUUUGUUCAACUAAAGGUUUGUUGAGUGGCCUAACGUAACCUUUCUAAAAUCAGAGUGCGGUCAGUUUAAUUUUAAAAAUUCAUUAUCAAUGGUUGUAAUUCACAGGAGCUAACUGAUGCACUCAUCUUAAGUGGCAAUAUCUACUUCACAAAUGUAACGUUAAUCAGUAUCUACGUAAUCCCACAUCAUGAAAGAAAUUCCAGUAUGUAAAAUGAACGGGGGAAAAAAACAAACAAUACCUGUUUACUUUUUUGCCAUGAAAUUCUAUUUAUUCGCAGUUUUUAAAAAUCUCAUUAAGGAACUAAAAGUAUGAAAAAAGAGGCACCGAAUUGAAUAUUUCAGUAUUGUCAUUAAAUUAAUGUUUGUUGUGGAUUUCAAUCAUUUUCAUCGAUAGACAAGAAAUGAUCAAAGAAGUGCUUUAUGGUCUGUAGAUUUAAUUCAAGUGUUAUCAUUGUUUUUGUACCUAUAAUACUAUUCUUUUUCAUCAGUAGUUUUUUUUGGUUUUUUUUUUUAUUACAAUUCUUAUAAUUACUUUUGUAAUUUUUGAAUCCAGCUUUCUCACUGCCAUUAAAGCUUGGAAAUUUAAAAUUACCAUUUGUCACACCCUUUUUUUCUAUUUCAUAUCAUUAAAUAUCAAAAGCAAGUCAAAUUGGAA
Bemisia tabaci is the source of this 5657-nucleotide messenger RNA. Its product is annotated as nuclear hormone receptor 4. Gene Ontology annotation, biological process: regulation of DNA-templated transcription. Gene Ontology annotation, molecular function: sequence-specific DNA binding; DNA-binding transcription factor activity; zinc ion binding. NCBI's taxonomy places the organism in Eukaryota, Metazoa, Arthropoda, Insecta, Hemiptera, Aleyrodidae. The record is from RefSeq and is a predicted model, not a curated record.